This is a messenger RNA of Exophiala spinifera, 1668 nucleotides long. RefSeq lists its product as uncharacterized. The coding region runs from base 1 to 1668 and encodes 555 amino acids. NCBI's taxonomy places the organism in Eukaryota, Fungi, Ascomycota, Eurotiomycetes, Chaetothyriales, Herpotrichiellaceae. Gene Ontology annotation, cellular component: nucleus. Gene Ontology annotation, biological process: regulation of DNA-templated transcription; DNA-templated transcription. Gene Ontology annotation, molecular function: DNA-binding transcription factor activity, RNA polymerase II-specific; zinc ion binding; transcription cis-regulatory region binding. The transcript is spliced from 4 exons. The record is from RefSeq and is a predicted model, not a curated record.
AUGGACAGGCGGUGCAUCGUUUCCGAACCUUUCAAACGAGAACAUAAACGCAAGCGAAUAUCUGAACUUGAAAUGCGCACCGGAGAAUUGCAGGAGAGACUCAAUUCAUCUGGCCGACGCGAUUCCUCGGCACUGUCAGAACCGACGUGGAAUGCGGGCAACACCACUGGACCGCGAAAUGCUGAGAAUGAGAGUCGACUUGCCUCAGUGGCCCCAUUUUUCAGAGACGCAACUAUCGCUCCAGUUUCUUACCGCUCCUUCUCGCAGGCCGCUGAAACUCUCCAGACACCGGAAAGUCUUCCACAUGAUCAGUCAGGCUCGGCCACGCUGUCGAGGGUCCUGGAGGGCCAAACAGUUGAUGCCAAAGACAUUGAUGCGACAUUCCAGAUAUUCUUCCGAGACUGUGCAAAUCUCAUGCCCAUCCUCGAUCCUUCAAUGACUCCUAAUGCAUGCUACGCGCUUUCACCUGUACUCUUCUGGGUUAUCGUCGGAGUCGGCUGCCGGACGUAUCCUAACAACCCUACCUUACUGGGCGUCCUACCGUCGAAGAUCAAAGCUAUGGCUCUUCUCUCUGUCAAUGGAAACAUCACCCUGUACACACUUCAAGCCUGGCUGAUUCUCUUGUACUGGCCAUUUCCCAAAUCCAGCACGGGUCAGGAUAUGAUCUUCCCAAUGAGCGCUGCAUUGUUGCACAUGGCCAUGCAGCUCGGCUUACACCUGCCGUCAUCUGGUCAGGACUUCAGCAAAGUCCGCCUGAGAUUAAGUGAGGAGGAGACAAAGAAGCGAGCAGCAACUUGGGGCUAUUGUAUGCUCAUAUAUCAGCGUUCUUGCUUGGCUAAAGGCAUGCCGGCGACGCCCAUCAUCGAUAUCCCCCAUGACCAAGAACAAAAGCGAACACUCUUUCAAAGCAUGAAUCCAAAACUCCAAUUCGAGCUCAAACUCCAAGAUGUCGUGACGAGAUGCUCAAUCGCGGUGUCUCAAAAUGGUGUGCGAACCAUGUCUGCCGACCAGGAACGCUCGUUGGACACUUUACUGGGCAUGUUUAAUGCACAGAUUGCCAGUGUCGGUCUCGAGUAUGCAACAGAUCUGGAUAGGCUUUACGUCCAUCUCGCAACACAGAGUAUCCAGUCAUUCAACCUCUACAAAUCUCCCUCCGCGCAGGAUCCCACCUCCCUCUACGACCUCUGUGUUACGUGCUGCCAAGUGAUUGAAACUUUUGACAACCUUGACAAGACAGGACAGAUCUCGCUCCCUGCUGCUCCUAUCUUCUUCUAUCACGGUCUUAUGAUGCCCUGCCAUAUUCUCCUUCGCCUUCUCAAGACUUCCUUUAUGCGCUACGUCAAUGCCGACAGAGCUCGGUCCGCUCUCUUUCUCGGGAUUAGUCUACAUAAGCGACUGUCGUUACAGAACGAUGACGUCCCCGCUCGGAACGGAGCCGCAUUAACGCAGCUGUGGAACAGUAACAAGGUCUUUCGCAGACCAGAUGGUACAGAGAUGGCGUCACUGCGCGUCCGGGGUCGUCUCGCUGGUAGUAACGUUCUAGACGGCAUUGUGUGGUGGCGAGAGGAAUUCGGCACAUUUAUGGGUAUUUAUCCACCGCCAAUCGGGGAUAAUAGAAGUGGUACGCACUACCUUGAGGAUUUUGAUGCGUGGGCUGUCAUGUUAUGA